This is a messenger RNA of Lucilia cuprina (Australian sheep blowfly), 1358 nucleotides long. RefSeq names its product aquaporin-2-like. Gene Ontology annotation, molecular function: water channel activity. Gene Ontology annotation, cellular component: plasma membrane. The transcript is spliced from 2 exons. The coding region runs from base 91 to 633 and encodes 180 amino acids. The record is from RefSeq and is a predicted model, not a curated record. NCBI's taxonomy places the organism in Eukaryota, Metazoa, Arthropoda, Insecta, Diptera, Calliphoridae. Gene Ontology annotation, biological process: transmembrane transport.
AGUCUAUAAGUGAUCGUACAGCUUACACAAUGCUAGAUUAAAUACGUUCUUUAAGUUUAUAAUUAAUUGUUUCAUAAUUUCAAAUAUAAAAUGAAAUCAUCAACUUUCAAUACAAUAUCCUGUGUGUUGGGUGAAUUUAUCGGUACCGCCAUGUUACUCUUUUUGGGUUGCAUGGGCUGCACUGGUCUUAAUAAUAGUCUUCUUCAAAUUGCAUUAAAUUUUGGUUUUGCUGUUAUGCUGAUAAUCCAAUGUUUUGGUUGUGUAUCGGGUGCUCAUCUAAAUCCGGUCAUUACAUUGGGUGCUUAUAUUAUGGACAUAAUAAAUUGGCGCUUGUCUUUGGCCUAUGUUUGUGCUCAAUUGUUGGGCAGUUAUGCGGGUUAUACUCUCUUAAUGUAUUUAGUACCGAAAUCUUUUCUACCGCUCAAUAGUGAGAAUAAUGGUUUUUGUCUUACAAUACCACAUUCGGAAUUUAGCUUUGUACAGUCAUUGGCUGUGGAAUUUAUUAUAACUUCAACAUUGAUAUUGUUUGCCUGCAGUAUUUGGGAUCCUCGUAAUGAAAAAUAUCGUGAGUCAUUGCCGUUGAAGUUUUGUUUGGCCGUCGUUUGUUUAGGAUUAACAGCGAACAGACUCUAAAGUGACGACUGUCUUCACUCUCGGCACCCUGGCCAUAUCCCAUCUUGGUGUAUUGCAAUCCAGGGAUGAUGUGGUGCUACCAAUUCCUCUAAUCUGCCGGGACUAUAAACUGAUGCUUACAUUUCAAUCUCUGGCUAGACCUUGGAUGAUUUGAGUGGUCUAACCAGAGCACCAUAUAAUCUGGUACUACGGGUGAUCAGUUGCCAACAUGACUAUGUCUUAGCGGGUCAGUUGGUUAAAGUUCCUUUGGAAUCAUCGCAGUGGCUGUGGUUACAACCCAUAUUUGAGGAAAGAGUGUAUUUGGUGAAGGACUGAUAUAUGGUGAAAUAUAAUUGUCACGACAAAUUUCUGUUAUUCUUCCUUGAUGCUACGAGCGGUACAAAUUACGGAGCAUGACUGUGGAUUAAUAAAAUGUUGGAUUUGAGCUGAUAAUGCAAAUAUUGGGUUUACGAGGUUAUGUCUUUCUAGUGCUUUCUGAGGUCUACUCUGAUUUAAUAAAGUGGAUGAAGUAGUUUCUGAUUCGAUAGAGCGGAGGAAUUGAUUGAUUUGACGGAUGGAGUGAUGGUGUGCUUAAUUAUGGCUUAGCAAGAAGGGACGGAGUUGGGGUGCAAGCUCAUCACUGCCCUUUCUUUAAUUUAUCAGCGAUUAACCUACAUACCUGAGUGCAUUGGACUUUACUCUAAAACAUGCUCAACCAAUCAUAUUGGGUCUUUGUGACCACUGAA